Messenger RNA from Strongyloides ratti, 840 nucleotides. RefSeq lists its product as hypothetical. The coding region runs from base 1 to 840 and encodes 279 amino acids. The record is from RefSeq and is a predicted model, not a curated record. The transcript has 2 exons. NCBI's taxonomy places the organism in Eukaryota, Metazoa, Nematoda, Chromadorea, Rhabditida, Strongyloididae.
AUGUUAUUUAAUAUUAUAUCAUUUAUAUUUGGGCAAUAUUUAUUUAUUUCACAAAAACCAAGAUAUGCUUCAGGUGGUUUAAGAAUGAGAAAUGAUAUUAUGAAUCAACCAUUAUAUUAUUCUCCUUCACCUAUGCCAUAUAUUAUGGGAAGAAAAAUUAAUAAUCCUUCAUAUGAUCAAAUAAAUUCUAAUAUUCAAAAUAAUAUGUCACCUGAUUUUCUUUUAUCUUCACAAAAUUCACAACAAUUGCUUCCAAUGGCAAAUGAUGGUUUUCAACAAAAUUUUUAUCAAAAUCCUAGUAGUCCUCAAUUUGAUUCAUCAUCCUAUGCAAAUAAUAUGUAUCUAUCAAAUAUGAUUUCAGAAGAAAAUCAAAAAAAUACACAAACAAAUAAUAUGUUAACUCAAAAUUCAAAUAACCCGAUGUUAAUAGAUAAAAAUGAAAAACUUGAUAUUAACUUUCCAAAAUUUCUUGAUAACGUUGAUCAAGAGGUAGUCAAUGAUUUUCUUAGAAUAAUAUCAUUAAAAAAUGAGACAUAUUCAAGAAAACAACAAAAAUUAGAUCAACUUGUAUCAACUCUUGAUGAAUCACAUCAAAAAUUGUAUAAAGAUUAUGUUUUAUCAAAGGAUUCUGAGGAAAAAAAUUAUAGAUCAAAAGUUGAUUCUCAAGUUGAAACAAUGAGUCCGGAAGCUCAACAGAAAUUUUCACAAAUUUCAUCAAUAUUAAUGAAUGUUCAAAUACCAGAUAAUAAUAAGUGGGAUCGUGUUAUGGAAAUAUAUAAUUCACUUUCUGAUCAAUUAAAACAAGAAUUUGAAAAAAAAUUUGAAGGAUUUAAAGUAUAA